UCCCUCACUCCUUCCACGUUUCAAACCCACGAAUCCUACGCGCCCCUCACCUCUAUAAGAAACCCAUUGAGGCAUUGAUCAGACGCACAUCCUCCACUCCAUCCUUACCAGCGUUGUUUCUCUGUGUGUGUCUCCGUCUCUGUCUGUGUCUGUGUUAAGUCAUACCAUCGUUGCCAUGGCGCACCCAGUGAGCCCCGUAUCCCCACCGUUGAAAGAUGAGCUGGACAUCGUUAUCCCAACCAUAAGGAACCUUGAUUUCCUGGAGAUGUGGAGGCCAUUCUUCCAGCCCUACCACCUCAUUAUUGUACAGGAUGGUGACCCGACCAAGACCAUCAGGGUCCCAGAUGGCUUCGACUACGAGCUUUAUAACCGCAACGAUGUGAACCGGGUUCUGGGUCCCAAGGCUAGCUGCAUCUCCUUCAAGGACUCCGCCUGUCGCUGCUUUGGCUUCCUAGUCUCCAAGAAGAAGUACAUCUUCACCAUUGACGACGAUUGCUUUGUGGCAAAGGAUCCGAGUGGGAAAGAGAUAAAUGCGUUGGCGCAGCAUAUACAGAACCUGCUGACACCAUCGACGCCGCAUUUUUUCAAUACUCUCUACGAUCCGUUUAGGGACGGAGCAGACUUCGUUCGGGGAUACCCAUUUAGCCUGAGAGAGGGAGCGCCCACAGCCAUCUCUCAUGGGCUGUGGCUCAACAUUCCCGACUAUGAUGCCCCAACUCAGCUUGUCAAGCCUCUAGAGCGCAACACCAGUGCACACAGAUAUGUAGAUGCUGUAAUGACAAUUCCAAAAGGCACCCUCUUCCCAAUGUGUGGGAUGAACCUUGGUUUCAACAGGGAACUGAUAGGACCUGCAAUGUAUUUUGGGCUCAUGGGUCAUGGCCAACCAAUUGGCAGAUAUGACGACAUGUGGGCUGGUUGGUGUGCCAAGGUAAUCUGUGACCAUUUGAGUCUUGGGGUGAAGACAGGGUUGCCAUACAUUUGGCACAGCAAGGCAAGCAACCCAUUUGUGAAUUUGCAGAAGGAAUACAAAGGCAUAUACUGGCAAGAGGAGAUCGUUCCAUUCUUCCAAUCUGUUGUCUUUCCGGAAGAGUGCACGACUGUGCAGAACUGCUACAUUGAACUCUCAAAGAAGGUCAAGGAAAAGCUUGGAGCCAUUGAUCCUUACUUUGAGAAGCUUGCUGAUGGCAUGGUUACUUGGAUUGAAGCAUGGGAGGAGCUCAACCCUAAGCCCAAUGCUGUGAAGAAGGAAGAACCCUCUGUCAAAUCAAAGUAGGCAGCAGCCCUUUUAGUCCACUUUGAUUGUAAUAAGUAUGCUGUAAUCUUCCACCAUCUUUUCCUUUGGAUCUUUCAUUCCAUCUGGUUCAUGUUUUAAGUACUUGCCAUAUUGUUGUUUCAUUCCUUUGUGACUCUAUUUCACCACCUAAUUGGAGUACUUCCGUGUUUGCCAAAUUGAUAAUAAAUAUGUUGUGGGAGUAGACAUCUUGAAUUUAAA
Molecule: messenger RNA, 1492 nt
Organism: Carya illinoinensis
Lineage: Eukaryota; Viridiplantae; Streptophyta; Magnoliopsida; Fagales; Juglandaceae
Product: UDP-arabinopyranose mutase 1-like
Exons: 4
Coding region: 176-1273 (365 amino acids)
Biological process (GO): plant-type cell wall biogenesis; UDP-L-arabinose metabolic process
Cellular component (GO): Golgi apparatus; cytosol
Molecular function (GO): UDP-arabinopyranose mutase activity
Source: RefSeq, a predicted model, not a curated record